Molecule: messenger RNA, 3104 nt
Organism: Closterium sp. NIES-67
Lineage: Eukaryota; Viridiplantae; Streptophyta; Zygnematophyceae; Desmidiales; Closteriaceae
Source: the annotation of a GenBank genome assembly
GGGAAAUUGCCCCUCCCUCCUCCUCCCUCCCGCCCCUCAACCCAUUCUACCUCAAGCCCUUUUCACUGAGCAUUUUUGCCCCUUCUGCACCUGUUGAUUUGGCAGCAGCUCACCCCUCGAAUUCGGCUCACCACUCACAUGCUCAUGCAAGCAUGACAAGCCGGCAGCUUGAAUCUAGUCGUGGGGUGCCAAUAUCGUAACAAGGACGAAAGAGGGCACUUGACUUCACUACUAAUCCGCCUCCUCUUUUCCUUUCGUCUCGCCGAGUGGUCUUAUCCUCGAGAUUCUAGCUUCGUGCCUGACGAGCCAGGGCGAGAUAGACAGUGCGGCCAGACAUAGAGCCAUCUGCUUGCCACUCUACCACUACCGAAUAGGAUUCUCUUGCUGGCGCACUUGCCCGCUCACUCUAACAACUCUAAUUCUAUAUCGAGGAUAGCUUUGGGUAGCUGUAUUCGGACGUGCACACGUAAAGAGGGUAGCUAACUAUUUUAUAGCGGUUGUUCCAGCAACUACGUUCUGCAGAUGGCGCCGGCUCGGAUACGGCCUGUACUCGCCGCGGCGCUGCUCGCGCUGUGCGUUGCGCUCUCCGAGGCCUCGGCGCAAGCAAGUGCGUGCCUCCCCUUUGGCAAUCCCCCGCUUUGCCUCAAUGGGCGCAAGCGCGCCGCUAUCGAGCCAUCGACUCGAGGAGUCCACCCGUCUCAUAACGCGCCUCGAACGACUCGUGUUACGGUGGAUUACAGAGACGAUGAGGAUGAUGGAAAAGAGGAUAUCGAACUAGAGGGUGAUGAGGAAUGGUUCAAACGGGGAUCGCAUCCCAAGGGCCCAUGCAGCCCCGUUACAAGCAACAUCACUAUCCCGAUAAAGACUGCCGCCGACUUCCAGAAGCGCACCCAGCAGAGCCGCAACCAAACCGUCGUGCUUAUGCUGCAAAACAGCCUGCUGCUCAGUAAAGGAAGCGGGCUGCUCUUUGACGGGGCUUUCUCGUGUACCAUUUUAACCGCUGCGAAACCCAAUCUGUAUAUCAAAUACAGCACCGACGACAUGCCGACCCUUCGGAUUUGGAAUACGAGCAACUUGCUUGUAUACGGUAUCAAUUUCCUCGUUACAGUCACCACCGGGUCGCCGCAGUGCCCGAAUAUACCCGAGGUCGGUACGGGGGUCAACUGUCCAGCCGUACACAUCUCCCGGUCGUACGGUAUCAUCUUCGGCAAGUCGACGGUGUUCGGACGCGUGGACGUACACCGGAGCAUGAAUUCGCGAGUCGACAGUAUCAAGGUUACCGGCACCCCCACUUUCGCCAGUUCGCAUGGAGUCAUUCGCGUGGCGUAUAGCGGACACAGCACGAAGCUCAUCAAGGCGAACGUUGUUAUAUCCAAUAACGAGGCAUACGGUGUGGACACCCCAAUCGUAUUAUAUCGAGGAGCAGUGGGGGUAAAGGUGUACCGCAACUACGUGCACGAUUUUAUCUUCGCGGGAAUCCGGUGCGGCGCCGACGUGCAUUUCGCCGGCGACUGUAUGAUGACGAACGUCUCCAACAACCUUGUGAUCGCUAAAGGGCGCAACACUAACGGGGAUCACGACGCGGCGGGGAUCUACUACUGCACCCACUGGUUCAACCCCGGGAAUGUCGCGCAGUGUAACUACGUCUUUAACGGAGACCACUGCUACUAUUUGGAUUAUGACACGUCGGACGUGCGGAUUCGCGGCGGCGCGUGUGUUAACACGUACGACGGGAUCAAAGUGAACAACGGCAAGAGAAACGUGAUCAAGGACGUUGUAAUGAAGGGGCAGAUCGGCGCAGUGGGGUGGUGCACGUGCCUCACGCCCACCGUGAACAACUGCCUCAAGGACCCCGGGCUGUACUGGGAGAACAUGCGGAAGGCUUACUACGACACCCCUACAUUCCGAAAGUACUGGCCAUGGUGGAAGAACGUGUGCCAGGAGAGUGCGGUCAACGGGCAGAACUGCAACCCCAAGGGUGGCAUGACCGCCGCCCAGACCGGCAAGUGCAGCGGAUUGGCCACGGAGAACCAGCUGGAUUUGAUCCUCGUCAACACGUCACGAGACAGCCUGGAGUACAAGUACUGCGAGACCCUCCCCGCCAUGCAUAAACUGAACAAGCAUUCCCAUGUGACGGUGGGGUACGUCCCUUCGGCCGGGUUCCGGAACUACAAGCGGAAUGAUUUGGGUCUGAAGCUGUGGUCCGAUAUUCGGUUGAAGCGGCCGACUUUUUUGAGCUGCCCGAGGCGGACGACUGGCCCGCAGAAGAAGAUCAAUGCGGCGUGGUACCUGAGGAGAUUCAACAUUGUGAAGCCUAAUGGGUUUGAUGCGGUGCUGACGAUGACGACACAACACCUCAUGGACCAGUCUCAGAUCCCCAAGUAGGAUGGUAGUGAACUGGGGGGGGGGGGCAUUGCGGCGUGGUACCUGAGGAGAUUCAACAUUGUGAAGCCUAAUGGGUUUGAUGCGGUGCUGACGAUGACGACACAACACCUCAUGGACCAGUCUCAGAUCCCCAAGUAGGAUGCUAGUGAACUGGGGGGGGGGGAGGGCAUUGCGGCGUGGUACUUGAGGAGAUUCAAUAUUGUGAAGCCGUAGGGGUUUGAUGAGGUGCUUACGAUGACGACACUGCACCUCAUGGACCAGGCUCAGAUUCCCAAGUAGAUGGCAGUGGGAUGCGGUAUGGGUGGAGGAAGCAGGAAGAGGGGAGGAGGAGGCUUUACUGGCGAUGCUUCGCCUUCGUCGUGCAGUGGGGUGAAUAAGAAUGAGAGAGCCCAGAAUAAAGGGGAGCACGAUCCUGCUCCGAGGCAUGGGCUAAAAAACACACAGCAGUGAGGAAUGGUCAAAAGCAGGAGAAGGGUGCAGUGAAUAGCCAUUCCACAGCUAAGCACGAUACAUGCUAGUGGUGUCAACACAUGCACCCGUGCAGCUUUACAUACCUUAGUCUUAUAUAUAGCUAUGAUAUUAACACUUGAUAUAUAGCUAGUUUAGAGGUGGAUAUGAGCUAGGCUAGUAUAGUGAAAAGCGCAGGAAGAAUCUAUAAGUAAUCAAACGUCAUCACGUGUAGACGGUUAAUACUUUGUGCAUAUGUUAGUGAAUAUAAU